This is a messenger RNA of Miscanthus lutarioriparius, 459 nucleotides long. The record is from the annotation of a GenBank genome assembly. NCBI's taxonomy places the organism in Eukaryota, Viridiplantae, Streptophyta, Magnoliopsida, Poales, Poaceae.
AUGGCGGGCAUGGGCGAUAUGCCGAUGAGGCCGGCGCGGCCGGGCCCGCCGAUGCAGCACCGCGGGCCGCCGCCGAUGGCGCGCCUCCGCCCCGAACCAAUCGACCGCGAGAAGACCUGUCCUCUGCUGCUCAGGGUUUUCACAAGGGUUGCUGGUCACCAUCAAAAUGAAGAGUUUGCUGUGAGAGGGAAGGAACCAAAGGAUGAAGUUCAGAUUUACACAUGGAAGGAUGCCACUCUCCGCGAGCUCACUGAUCUUGUGAAAGAGGUUGCUCUUCCAGCAAGGAAAAGGAACGCGAGGCUUUCUUUUGCAUUUGUAUACCCAGACAAGAAUGGUCGUUUUGUUGUCAGACAGGUGGGUUCGACCUUCGCGUAUGGUCAUGGAAGAGGUGAUGAUGCCAAAACUCUUGCAGAGCUCGGAUUCCAGAUUGGUGAUUACUUGAGCGUUGCAAUCAUGUAG